AUGGGGAAAAGAAAAAUUAAAACCCAAGAUUUAGAAAGAAGAAAGAAAAUCAAACAAGAUCAAGAUGCAAAAUUAUCAAUGGGAUUAUUUAAUGAAGACAUAACUAGUGAUAUAGAAGAUCAAUCAAAUAAUUGGGAGGAUGAAGAACAAGAUUAUGAAUUAAAACCAAGAGAAAUGAAAGAAAAACAUAUGGUCGAGUCAUUACCUAUAAAGAGAAUUGAUGGUACCGUAGAACGAGUGUUGAGAGAAGUAAUAAAAAAAGAAGAACCAGAAGACGAGGGAGAAGAAGAACAGGAAGAGCCAUUAGAAGAACAAACAAAAGAACAGGAGGAGGAAGAACCCGAUGAUUAUGCAAAUUUAUCACCACAAGAAAAACUUAUUAAAACUAAAGAAGAUAUAGCAGAAUUAGCAUCAAAAUUGAUUGAAAACCCCGAGGAAAAUAUCACAUGUUUAACAAGAUUAAGAAAAAUGAGUGAAUCCAAAAAUUUUAUGACUUCACAAUUAGUAAUAAUGUCAUUGAUACCUAUUUUCAAAUCAUUAGCACCUUCUUAUAAAAUAAGACCUUUGACAGAUAUGGAGAAAAGAGAAAAAGUAAGUAGAGAGAUUGCAAGAUUAAGACAAUUUGAACAAUCUUUAGUUGUGAAUUACAAAUCAUAUAUUGAUUUGUUAUAUAAACAUUCUAAAAUAUCCUAUUCAAAUUCUUUAAAUAACAACAAAAUUACAAGUGACCAAUUGAAAAGAGGAAAUUUAGCAUUAAAAGCAGCAACUGAAUUAUGUCUAUCAUCAUUAAGACAUUUUAAUUAUAGAUCAGAAUUAUUUACUAUAUUAAUCAAAAGAUUGAAUAAAAAACCAAAACAACAACAAGAUUUACCUAUAUUUAUAAAAUCAAUUAGGGUUUUGGAAACAUUACUUAAAGAAGAUGAAGAACACGGUGAUAUCACAUUUGAAAUUAUUAAAAUAAUAUCUAAAACAAUAAAAAGUAAGAAUUUCAGAGUUGAUGAGUCAGUACUAAAUGUUUUCUUAUCCAUUUCAUUAUUGGAAGAUUAUGAUCCAAACCAAAACAAAGAUGAUUUCAAACCAAAAUUAAAGAAAAAAGAUAGAGUACAUCUUUCUAAAAAAGAACGUAAAAAUAGAAAAGAAAGAAAAGAAAUUGAAGAAGAAAUGAGAACUGCUCAACAAGCAAUAACCAUAGAACAAAGAGAAAAAUAUCAAUCACAAGUUUUGAAAAUGGUACUAAUGAGUUAUUUGGAAAUUUUAAAAGCUAGUCAAGGUUCAUUUCAAAAAGGGACUGAAAAUGAUGAUGCAAUUUUAUUAAUAGGAAGUGUUUUGGAAGGAUUAAGUAGAUAUGGACAAAUGGCAAAUUUUGACUUAUUAGGUGAUUUUUUACAAGUACUAAGAGAAAUUAUGGUUGAUGUUGUUGAUGAAGAAGAAGGAAUAUAUACUGGUAAACAAAUAAGAAUCAUUUUACUUUGUAUUGCAACAUCUUUUUCUUUAGUGUUGAACCAUGGAUCAAUGGGUAGAUUACCAAUUGCAAUAGAUUUUAGUUCAUUUAUUGAUACAUUAUAUAAAUUAUUGACAGAUAUUGCAUUAGAUUCGGAUUUAGAAUUUAGUCAUAAAACAUUGAGGUUAGCAGACCCAAUUACUGAAGAAUUAACAAAACCAGCAGUUAAUGUAUCAACAAAAUCAGAAUUAUUAUUACGUUGUUUAGAUUUUAUUUUUUUCAGAUCUAAAAAUGGUACAAUCUCAAGAGCAACUGCAUUCACUAAAAGAUUAUAUAUUUUGGCUUUACAAACUCCAGAAAAGACUUCGCUAGCAAUUUUAAAAUUUAUUGGGAAAUUAAUAAGUAGAUAUGAUAAUAAUUUAAAGGGAUUAUGGAAUACAGAAGAUAGUGUUGGUGAAGGAAAUUAUAUUUUAGGAAUUGAAAAAAAUGAUGAACUGAUUAUAAGAUUAGAAAGAUGUAAUAUUGGUGCAGCAACAUUAUGGGAAAAUGUUUUAUUGGAUGAUUAUUACGCCCCAAUAGUUAAAGACGGUUCAAGAUCUUUGAUGAAAAAUAGUAAAAAUGAAGGGAGGUAG
This is a messenger RNA of Lodderomyces jiufengensis, 2073 nucleotides long. RefSeq lists its product as uncharacterized. Gene Ontology annotation, molecular function: chromatin binding. The transcript has a single exon. Lineage: Eukaryota; Fungi; Ascomycota; Pichiomycetes; Serinales; Debaryomycetaceae. The record is from RefSeq and is a predicted model, not a curated record. The coding region runs from base 1 to 2073 and encodes 690 amino acids. Gene Ontology annotation, cellular component: nucleolus. Gene Ontology annotation, biological process: DNA replication initiation.